GUCAGUUUGCUCUGGCAGAAAUAUAUACAAGAUACCAACCCAUGUAGCUAUCUAGUGACCACACCGUGCACAGUAGUUCAGUACCAGGAGUACUCGCCCGGCUACUGUAUAGUCAGACCAGCCGAAAUCAGCUGAGAGCCUCAGAUGAGAUCUGCCUGCCUGGAACCAAUAAUAGUUGUUAAGCAGGUUACUAGAGAGGAAGACUCGGACGUACACGAUGAGCCUUUCGGUAAGCAAGUCCCCGCCGGUGAUGGUCCGCCCGUCGACGCUGACGGAGCCGGCGAAGAAGGCGACGACCCAAGUGCAGCUGUCGUCGUGGGACAGGAGCUACGUGGGCUUCCAGGUGACGGCCGUGCUCAUCUUCGACGGCCCAGCCCAGCAGCGGCCCAUCGAGGCCAUCAAGAAGGGCCUCUCCAAGGCGCUCGUCCCCUACUCCCCCAUCGCCGGCCGCCUCGCCCCCGCCGCCGGAGCCGGAGACGAAGACGAUCUCCCGCUCCAGAUCGAGUGCACGGGCGAGGGCGUCCCCUUCGUGGCUGCGUCCGCGGAGUGCGCCCUGGCGGACCAGGAAUGGCUGCACGGCGGCGUGCCUGUCCCGGGGAGCGCGCUCUACGACCUCGCCUCCUACUACCCGGCGCCGGAGCCGGCGCGCACGGAGCCCUUGCUUGUGAUGCAAGUCACGGAGUUCUCCUGCGGGGGGUUCUCCGUGGGCGUGACGUGGAACCACGCCCUGGCCGACGGCGACGGCAUGGCGCAGUUCCUGCAGGCCGUCGGCGAGCUCACCCGCGGCGCUAUCCAGACGCCGUCCGUGGCGCCGGUGCGGGACGGCGGCGAGGUCCCUCUGCCUGCGCUCUCGCCGGCGGUGGUCGCCGGGAAGCAGUGGCUGAUGCUGGACCGCGGCGGCGGCGCCAUGGACGACGACGACAUGGUCUACCUCGACGUCACCAUCCCCAAUCGCCUCAUCGACCGCAUCAAGUCAGACUACAAGAAUCACGACCCUUCGUCCUACUGCACGACCUUCGAGGCCGCCAUCGCCGUGCUCUGGCAGUGCCGCACGCGCGCGAUCGGCACGGGCUCCAUGGCCAUGGCGCCGCUGGCCUUCUUCGUGAACGUGCGCAAGGGCGUGGGCGCGGCGGCGGGGUACUACGGAAACUGCGCCGUGGCGCAGGUUGCCAUGGCGACGGGCGCCGAGGUGGCCGGCGGCGACAUCUGCGACGUGGUGAGGCUGAUCAAGCGCGCCAAGGAAUCGGUUCCCGAGCUGCUGCGGCGGGAGGGCGGCGGGGCCGUGGAAGGGAUGGCGGAGAUGGGCGAGGAGGAGACGGCGGCGCUCUUCGGGUACAACGCAUUCAUGGUCACCAGCUGGCGGAACAUCGGCUUCGACCGCGCCGACUUCGGCGCCGGCGCUCCCGCCAGGGUCGUCGGCCGGUGGCAGCAGUCCACUGUGCCCGGGUGCAUGGCCUUCCUCGCCUGCAGGGCUGCCGGCGCCGGAGAAGACGGAGGGGAGAAGAUGCUCACGCAGUGCGUCAGGGCAGAGCACGCGGCCGCGUUCCUCGCCGAGAUCGACAAGCUCGCCUCCUAUGCUGCCUCUGCACCCGUAGCCGUAGCAACUGCAUCUGCAUGAAUAUUAUUUCUGUUCUGUGUGCAUCUUUCUCUCCUUCCUGAAUCCUGACCUCUAUUUCUGUUGGUUUUUGAAAUGAAUGGAUUUGUUACUCUAUGUUC
Brachypodium distachyon (stiff brome) is the source of this 1716-nucleotide messenger RNA. Its product is annotated as acyl transferase 15. The record is from RefSeq and is a predicted model, not a curated record. Bases 218 to 1618 code for a protein of 466 amino acids. NCBI's taxonomy places the organism in Eukaryota, Viridiplantae, Streptophyta, Magnoliopsida, Poales, Poaceae. The transcript has a single exon.